AUGGGGUAUAAAACUCUGUGCUUUGGAUUCUCUUGUGUUCUAUUGGCUUAUUUUGUUUAUUCACCUGUUCCAGAGAACAUUGAAGAACCCUGGAAAGUGAGAUUCAUGGAUGCUCUCAUAAAAGUGACUUCACUUGUGGCCACAUUAUUUGAAAACAUAGGUCUUAUGAAAUAUGAAGAAGUAUUCUUAACUGCAUCAGCAAUUCACCUUACAAAACCAAUUUCAGAUGAAAACAUUACAGUGAUUGACACAAACUUUAGUGAUAUUCCUGUUCGUCUGUACUUGCCAAAAGGGACAUCUGAAAAGCAGAGAUCAGCUAUAAUAUUCAUUCAUGGUGGUGCCUUUGUAUUGGGAAGUUGUAAGAUGUCAGCUUAUGAUGACCUGAACAGAUGGACAGCAAACAAGCUUGAUGCUGUUGUUCUGGGAAUAGACUACAGACUUGCUCCUCAGUAUCAAUUCCCAGCUGCCCUUGAAGAUUGCGUUUUUGUGAUCAAGUUCUUUCUCCAGGAUAAAGUCCUUGCAGAAUAUGGAGUGGAUCCCUCUCGCAUCUGCAUUAUGGGAGACAGUUCUGGGGGUACCUUGGUAGCAACUGUGACUCAACUGCUACAGAAUGAUCCAGAAUUUAAAGACAGAAUUAAGGCACAAGCUUUGAUAUACCCUGGUCUACAAUCACUUGAUACUUUUCUGCCAUCUCAUCGAGAGUAUGAACAUGGUCCAAUUCUGCCCAGGGAGAUGGCAAUUAAGUUGGCGUCCCUAUAUGUGACUGAAGACAAAGCUCUGCCCCAGGCCAUACUGAGAAAUGAGCACAUGCCACCAGAGUCAAGACAUCUUUUCAAGUUUGUUAAUUGGAGUGAUUUCCUUCCUGAGAAGUAUAAAAAGAACCAUGUUUACACUGAGCCAAUUCUUGGAAAUUUGAAUGCUUCCUAUCCAGCACUUGUAGAUAGCAGGCUGUCCCCUUUGCUAGUCAAUGACUCUCAGUUACAGUGUUUGCCAUUAACUUAUAUCCUCACAUGUGAACAUGAUCCCAUAAGAGAUGAUAGUCUCAUUUACAUCACACGGCUUAGAAAUGUUGGGGUUCGAGUUACUCAUGACCACAUAGAGGAAGGAAUCCAUGGAGCCCUGUCAUUUACCAGAGCUCCAGUUUUUUUACAUCUAGGAUUAAGAAUAAGAGAUAAGUAUAUUAGUUGGCUAAAGGAAAAUCUAUAA
Messenger RNA from Cricetulus griseus (Chinese hamster), 1206 nucleotides. Lineage: Eukaryota; Metazoa; Chordata; Mammalia; Rodentia; Cricetidae. The record is from RefSeq and is a predicted model, not a curated record.